Messenger RNA from Perkinsus marinus ATCC 50983, 1386 nucleotides. RefSeq names its product histone-binding protein RBBP4, putative. Bases 1 to 1341 code for a protein of 446 amino acids. The record is from RefSeq and is a predicted model, not a curated record. Gene Ontology annotation, biological process: regulation of gene expression. Gene Ontology annotation, molecular function: histone binding. NCBI's taxonomy places the organism in Eukaryota, Perkinsozoa, Perkinsida, Perkinsidae. Gene Ontology annotation, cellular component: nucleus. The transcript is spliced from 14 exons.
AUGAAGGUAGCUGAGCCUUCUUCCAGAUCGGUUGCUGAUGAGGAAGUGGAUGUCGAGGGGUCCGACGAUAAGAUAGACGAGGAGUUCAACAUAUGGAAGAAGAACACGCCGUUCCUCUACGAUAUGGUCAUCUCCCACACCAUGGAGUGGCCCUCAUUGACCGUCGAGUGGCUCCCUAUCAAACCGGCUUUGGAUAAGGCCAGUGACUAUUCAACUCACAAGAUGAUCCUCGGCACUCACACUUGCAAUGGGGAACAGAAUUACCUCAUGAUAGGGCAAGUGAAGGUCCCAUACCAUGCUAAGGAGGAGGUGGACAUUGACAAGUACAUAGAGACUUCCGAGUCAGGGGCUGCUCUAGCGGCCAAUAAAGACCGGAUGUGUAUAUCGACAAAGAUUAACCACCCUGGUGAAGUGAACAGGGCCAGAUACUGCCCCCAAAACCCCUUCAUCAUCGCGACUCUGACCAACACUGGCGACAUAUUACUUUUUGAUUACUCCAAACACCCUUCCCAUCCUAAGAAGGACGGCGUCAUUGACUCCCUCUGCACCUUAAAGGGCCACACUGCGGAAGGGUAUGCACUAUCUUGGAGCCCUACUGUACCUGGCCGGCUGGUCUCAGGGGCCUACGAUUGCAAGGUGGCAGUCUGGGACGCAAACAGCGUCCCUAAAAGCGGCAAAGGCAAGGGUGUUAGUCCCGUAAGUGUCCUGACUGGCCACACUGAUGUGGUCGAGGCUGUUUCCACACAUCGUCGUGAUGGGGAUAUCCUAGCCAGUACUGGUGAUGAUGGACGGCUGCUCAUAUGGGACUUGAGGUCCCCAAAGCAGCCAGCCCACAGUGUAGUGGCCAUCGAGGGAGAGUCAGACUGUAACUGCGUCCAGUUCUCACCUCACAAUGAUAACAUGAUCGCUACUGCCGGGAGUGACAAGACGGUUAGCCUGUGGGACAUGCGGCAGAUGUCACGAAAGAUCCAUGCCUUGGAGCACGGCCAUAAGGAGGAUGUGCUGAACAUCGAAUGGAACCCUACCACUGACCAUCUUAUAAUGUCUGCUGGUCUCGAUCGUCGAGUGACAGUGUGGGACCUGUCCAGAGUAGGUGAGGAGAUUGAGGAUGGCAACGAGAUGGAUGGCCCUCCGGAGAUGGUCUUCGUCCAUGGUGGUCAUUGCUCUCGAGUCACUGAUAUCAGUUGGAAUGCCUUCGAACCAACUAUGGUGGCCAGCACCUCAGAGGACAAUAUAGUGCAAGUAUGGAAGCCGAACGAGGGGAUCCUCUGUUCCGACGACAACGACGAUGAUGAGAUUACCAUAAGCGGGGAUGAUGAAGGCAUGUCCGAUGUAGAGUGAUGUCCUCUUCUACCCGUCAUCAUCACCACUGAAUUGAAACCGUGG